This is a messenger RNA of Ahaetulla prasina, 6459 nucleotides long. Its product is annotated as sodium-dependent phosphate transporter 2-like. The transcript has 11 exons. The record is from RefSeq and is a predicted model, not a curated record. Gene Ontology annotation, biological process: phosphate ion transmembrane transport. Gene Ontology annotation, cellular component: membrane. Lineage: Eukaryota; Metazoa; Chordata; Lepidosauria; Squamata; Colubridae. Gene Ontology annotation, molecular function: phosphate transmembrane transporter activity. Bases 3211 to 4584 code for a protein of 457 amino acids.
CGUCCAGGCGCGCGCACGCCCGAACGAGCGGCUUUCCCAUUUGCGUCUUCGCCGAGCUGCGUCCGUAGGAAGCGGCGAAUGGUUUGCGCUGGGAAUUAGCAUCUCUCUUCGUCCUGGUUGCGAUGACCUGAAGUCCCGUGGAUAGUGACCGGUCUGUUGUCUACAGGCAUUGCCCACAUUCCUUUUUCUUUGCGGGCCACGCUUUCUUCUGUCCUCCUGCCUGAUGCGGCUUCUUGUGCGAAUGCUAGGUGGAAAGAGAUGAAAACAAGCCCAGAUUUCUCUUGAGGGAAGGAUGAAUUGCUGCCUGCUACACAGAUUUUACUGAGUAAAAAUGAUCACUCAAUAAAAUUUAUCUACUAUGUGGAUAACUGUGUGUCCAUCCUCAUAAAAUAACUAUGGUCCCAAUGAGACAAAUGUAAAAAAAAAUAUCAAAAACUAUCUGGAAGCUGCUUUCAAAACUUGGAUGGAUGAAGCUCCAUCAUGUUGCAGUUCAGUGACUAAAUACAUCAACAUCAACAGUGAUGUCCAAAUAUAUUCCAGUUACAUCUUUUAUGGACAUACUUAGUAUCUAUGGAUAAGCAGCUACAUCAUGAGGAAAUGGAUACCAAUGCUUAACGCUCCAUUUCAUUAGCUCCAUGGAUGGUAUCAGUGUGAAAUUACUUUCACUAUUGCCCUUGAUAUAAACAUAAGCUGCAGUUAGAACUGCAAAAAAGCAAUGCAGUAUAAAACAAUAUUAAUCACUAAUGAAGGUUGCUGAAAACUGUUUACAAAGAAUUAUAGCCAGGUUAUUUUAAAUUAUAUAAUCUAUAUUCAGUAAACUUUAAAACAACAUUACCCAUUCAUUUUGUUACAGUUCUCAAUUCUAUUGAUAUUAGUUUUUCUAAUAUGUAGCUUAUACAGCUUUUAAUAUACUUACUUGAAAUCAUCGGUUUUUCAGAUUAGGUUAUAGACUUGGUUUUCAGUAUUAGUUAUUUUCCAAUAAAUAUAUUUAAGGCUAUUAAAAUCUAGCAUUAUAAAUAUGAAGUCACUAGGUCAGUUUUUUUCAAUCUUUUUGUUGUGGCAAGCACAAAGCCUCUGUGCAUACACAUAGUCCCAUACUCUGUCAAAGUAUGCUGCAAAUACUUUGUCAUGUUUCAGAUUUGUUGUUUUUAAUGUAACAUAGCAGCUACAUUGUUAUUUUUAUUAGAACUAGGAGUUUUUUCCAAAAUAAAAUUUGGAAUGAGAGUUUCUGAAGUUUUCUGUUUCCUCUUGUCUACUCAGCUAAUCUUUCUUCAGGUGAUUACGUCUUAGAAAUUAUCAACUACUGAAGCAUCCAUACAUUUUUUUUUCUGUUUAAUGUAGGCUAUUAGGUCUUGGACCUUCCUUCCUCUCAAUCUUCGGCAUGGGCCGACUCAUCCCUGGAAUUAUGAAAUACGAUUUUCUUGCUAUUUGUGAUUAGGAUUUUUGCCUAAAUCAAUCUGAGCAGCCUUUGGAACAAAACCAUUUUUUGCCAGCUAUUAGAUCAUAUUGGACCAUGCCUCUGAAUUUUGGCAAUAUAUUUGCAAAAAAUGAGUGGUAUAAUUUCCCACUAUUUUGAGGCAGGUAUUACAAAAAUGCCUGCAUUGCAGGCCCAAAGUAAGAUUAACAAUUUUUAAAAAAGAAAAUGUUUCAAUUCUGUCACCCAGUUUCCCUUUCCCAACAUUGCCUAUGUGCCUGAUGCAGAUUUACUUACUUUGUUUCAUAGUUUCAUCCUUUAAAAAGUGGCAAUAAUGAGUUGCAUUAAAAUUACAACUGCUUUAUUUAGUUGACUGCCUAAAAUCUUUUAGAGGGGAAAAAAAUAACAAUAAAAACUAGAAUAAUGUGGCUGCAUAAGUGUUCAUGCCAUAUUAUAGAUAGGUAUGUGGCUGUGGUCAAAGUUAACAAAUCACAUUCAAACUGAUGGUAAAUAGUAGUCAAUACACCCCUGCCAUCAAUUAAAAUGACUUUGACCAAGCCCAUAUAAAGUUCAGUUCUAGUAGGAUUUUAUGACAUUUAACUCAGUUGCCCCUUACAGCAGCCAUGAUUACAAAGAGCUUACAAAGCAUCAAGGGGAUCUCAUUGGAUGAUAUCAGUCAGGAGAAGGGCACAAAAAUUUUCCAAGGUAUUGGCUACACCAUGGAGCACAAUGAAGACAGUCACCAACAAGUCAAGAAAAUAUAACAUAACACUGAUGUUACCAAGAACUUAAUGUCCCUCCAAAAUUGUUGACAAAGUAAGAAGAAAACUGGUCCAAGGGGACUACUUAGACUACUGCUAAGAGGACUACAGCAACAUUAAAGGAGUUUGCAGUAAUUUCUGCAAUUUGUGUACUACAUGUGAAAAUAAUCUCCAGUAUGCUUCCUAUGUCUGGGCUGUGGGUUAGGGUGGCAAAACAGACACUUACAAAGAAAACAUCUAAACCCAGUUAUGUUUUGCAAAACCCUACAUCAAAUUUGACAAAGGCGUGUAAGCAAAUGUGUUAUGAUCUGAUGAGACAAAGGUUGAAUUUUUUGGCCAUAAUUCCAAAAAGUAUAGCACAAAAACAACAUUGCGCAACAUCAAAAGUACACCAUACCCACAGUGAUAUAUGAUGGUGGCAACAUUAUGCUUUGCAGCUGCUUUUCUUCCUCUGGAACUGCAACUUUAGUCAAGGUGAAAGGAAUUAUGAACAGUUCCAAAUAUCAGUGAAUUUUGGCACAAAACCUUCAGGCCUCUACUAAAAUGCUGAAAAGGAAGAGGAAUUCACCUUUCAACUCAACAUCAACUCAAAGCAUACUACCAAAUCAAUAAAAGAAUUAUUUCAUCAGAAGAAAAUUAAAGUUUUUGAAUAAUCCAGCCAGAACUCGAACCUAAAUCCAAUUGAAAAUCAGUGGAGUGAUCUGGAGAGGGCUGUGUACAGGAGAUAUCCUCACAAUUUGACAGAUUUGGAGUCUUUUUCAAGGAAGAGAAAGAUCACUACAACUGUAAACCCACUGAAGCAAAAUAUGGAAUGGAUCUCACCAGUGACUGAAUUGAGCCAAACAAACAGUAUUGACAGUAGCUUGAAAAUCACCAGUUAGCAGUUUCUUCACGCUCCAGUACCACACAGCACUUUCCAGAGAGAACUCAUUGUGUGCACAAAAUCAGCUUUUAAAUCUGCUCACUACCUUUCAGCUUUGUCUAAUUAAAAUAGUUUUAACCGGGAACCCUAACUACAAGAGUACUUGGAGAAAAAUGGCAUUGGAUGAAUAUUUGUGGAUGGUCAUUGCGGGUUUUAUCAUUGCUUUUAUCUUGGCAUUUUCAGUUGGAGCAAAUGAUGUUGCCAAUUCUUUUGGUACUGCUGUGGGUUCUGGUGUAGUUACUUUGCGCCAAGCCUGCAUCCUCGCUUCAAUUUUUGAAACUACUGGUUCAGUAUUGCUAGGAGCAAAAGUAGGUGAAACUAUUCGUAAAGGUAUAAUUGAUGUGAACUUGUAUGACAACUCAACAGGUCUACUUAUGGCUGGAGAAGUCAGUGCAAUGGCUGGAUCUGCUGUUUGGCAGCUGAUAGCAUCAUUUUUGAAGCUUCCAAUAUCUGGAACUCAUUGUAUAGUGGGUUCAACCAUUGGUUUCUCAUUAGUUGCAAUUGGCACACAAGGAGUCCAAUGGAUGGAACUUGUCAAGAUUGUUGCUUCCUGGUUUAUCUCCCCACUACUAUCUGGUAUGAUGUCUGGUGCACUGUUUCUCUUGAUCAGAUUUUUCAUCUUAAAUAAGGAAGAUCCAGUACCAAAUGGUCUCCGUGCUCUUCCAGUAUUUUAUGCUGCUACAAUAACUAUUAAUGUGUUCUCCAUAAUGUAUACAGGUGCUCCAGUCCUAGGAAUUACACUUCCAAUAUGGGCAAUAGCACUGGUAUCAAUUGGUGUAUCUAUUGUAUUUGCUGCCUUGGUAUGGAUAUUUGUAUGUCCAUGGAUGAAAAGAAAAAUAGCAAGUCGUUUAAAGAAAGAAAGUGCACUAUCAAAAAUAUCUGAUGAAAGCAUUGACAAAAUUCAAGAAGAGGAUAUGCCUGUCUUUAAAGAACUUCCUGGUGUAAAAGAAAGUGAUGAAAGUACUAUUCCCCUGACUAGCUGUGGAACAGAAGAUGCUGGCGUAUCAGAUAAUAUAGCAAAUGGUAGUCAUCCACGUGUACCAUAUGCUAGCAAUGCUAUAGGCCCUUUGGUUGCCCUCUGGCUUAUAUACGAUCAGGGUCGUGUAAUGCAAGAUUCUCCUACUCCUGUUUGGCUGCUACUGUAUGGGGGAAUUGGCAUCUGUGUAGGCCUCUGGGUUUGGGGACGAAGAGUGAUCCAAACAAUGGGAAAAGACCUCACACCUAUCACACCAUCAAGUGGUUUCACUAUUGAGUUGGCUUCGGCGUUCACAGUUGUGAUAGCUUCCAAUGUUGGACUUCCUGUCAGUACUACACACUGCAAGGUUGGUUCUGUGGUAGCUGUUGGUUGGAUACGAUCCAAGAAGGCUGUUGACUGGCAUCUCUUCCGCAAUAUCUUUCUAGCUUGGUUUGUGACUGUUCCUGUAGCUGGCUUAUUCAGUGCUGGCAUUAUGGCAAUCUUAAUGUAUGGAAUAUUACCAUAUGUCUGAUACAUCACUGUUCUUUCCAGAAAAAAGGGAGUAUCUCUUUUAAGUCUCGUCCUCAGAUUGCAGAACUCCCUGAUCAACUAUACAGUAAGAGAUAGUCUGCAAGUCAUUUAUCCUCAGUAUCUAACAUCUACUGUACAUACUAUGAGUAUCUUUGGUGCCAUUUCUUCUGUACAAUGUGUGUGUGUGUGUCUCUGUGUCUGUGUGUGUGUCUGUGUGUGUAUAUAGACACGCACCCAUAUACAUACACGCUUGUAGUUGAUAAUACUACCUUAAAUUAUAAGUGAGAUAAAAAUAAUUGCCUAGAACUUAAUCUCUAGUAAAACCUGUAUAUAAUGUAUCAUUUAGUGGUGAUUUUUAAACCCAUUAGAGAAGCUGGGACAUUUGUCAAUAUAAUAAUAUAUGAUAAAGCAAAAUGUAAACUGAGUAAGAUUCUUUUUUGAAAAAAAGUUUAAUGAUACUGAAACAAAAUAAUACGGAAGUACAUUGGUAAAAUGUGGUUCAUAUCAUAUUGUUGUGUAUAAUACUGUAUGAACAUUGAUUUUAUAAAUACUUCUAAAAUGUAGCUUUUUAAUGUUGCAUUUCCCUUAUAUAUUUUGGAUAAGAAAGUUUAGACAGUACCAAAGAAGAGGAAUAGCUUGACAGUAUUAUACUGUUUGUCAGUAUGUAUAUUUGCUAUUACUCUCCUUCCCUAUAUAUUUUAUUUAGCAUUCUUUUCUAUUCAUCAAACACCAGCAAUGCCAAGAUAAUAUUAAUAUUUUCCUGUAAGUAGAAAAGCAUCAUAUUGUUGCAGUUACCUAUUACCUACUGCAUUUAUUUUUUUAGAAAUCCAACUCUGCUUUUAUAUAUGAUGAGUUCAAAUUUCUUUUAAAAGAUAUUUGCCAUCACUUGUAAGUGAUUCUUAUUCUGGUUCAUUACCAUCAAUCUAAUGAACAAGUUCAGGAAAAGAAAGAUGAAACUGAAAUUCUGCCUUGUUUCUAUGAUUACAUCCAGUAAAUCUCAUCUAUGCAGUGGAAUUGAGCAAUUCUGGCAGUGUGCACAGAAAUUCUGGCAGUGUGCACAGACAUUUCAAUAUCUAAAGAAAAAGGGAAGUACUCAAGUAAGAGGUGUUUGGUUGUUAAAACUGGCACUGUGGAGAGCUUUUAAUAUCAAUGCUAACUCCAAGAAGCAUUUGGAAGGAUUAGUUCUGAUACUAACAGUUGGUGAAGUGAAAUCUGCUGCAAGGUCAUUUUUGUCUUUUGAUAACAUCUCAAUGUAGCAGUCAUCUCAGGCCAAACUAGGAGAAGUUACUGCUGACUUGGAAACAUCCACAGCAUGCUGUUCAUUAGAACACAGGAUGUCAACCAAGAGUGGAAAUAUUGAUAAUGCUGCAGUUCCCGCAUGCAUUGCUAAGAUAAUUUAACAGGUUGUAUGAGAAAUUAGUUUUUACUUUUUGAGAAAUUAUCUUAGUUUGCCAGUCUUGUUUGUUUUAUAAAAUGAAGAUAUUAGUAGAUAAAUUAUCAAAAAAGCUGCAAAUUGCUGUAAUUCAUUGUCUAUGCAUCUAAUAAGGUGUUUUCAGAGCAGUUAAGAGACAAUAUUUGGUGUCCUUUUAUUGCUAUGGAAUUCUGAAGCAUUAGCAUUUGAGAAAUUCUCUGGCAUUAAUCACAAUGUUUGUACAACUCUUGUGUUUUUUCUCAGAAGUCUGCUCUGUCGUUUAAAACUUAUUGCUAUAGUUGUAUUUACUGGAAAGAAUUUGAGGAAGCAUUGCUUGAAGAAUGUUGGGAGCCCAGAACUGUUGAAAUGCUGCUAAAAUUUUGAUAUAUGAGCUUUCUUGGUACUCCAUUGUCAUCCUUUUUCAUUGGUCAUUCACUCUAAAUUUAUAAUAAAAGAAUAAAUUGC